AUGUCCCUCUUUCAACGCGGUGCGAUUCUCCGCGCGUACCACUACGUGCACCCCAAGACAGGGAGGCCCAUCCGCCAAUUUCGCCGCUACGGCGACCCUCGCUUUAUCAACAAUGAGGCAGCACUUAUUAAAGGACAGUGGGGCCUCAUCACGGCCGACUUUGGGAUGGUGACGCAGUCGCAGCUUGAGAAUGCCCGUCUGGCGAUGCUGCGUCGUCUCCCGCGUGGCGGAUUUACGCUUACGAUGCACACCAACUAUGAGGAGUUCCCCGUCGUGAAGAAGAGCCCAGAAAGUCGUAUGGGUGCGGGUAAGGCAAAUAUUCACCACUUUGCGUUCAAGUUUACAACAGGGAUCCCGUUGUUUGAGAUUUCGGCGGUCUCCUCGCGUCGCCUUAACCAGGCGGAGGCGGAGGGUAUCUUUUUGGCCGGUAGACCUUUUAUUCCGCUACAGACCGUCGUCGUGCCACAGGGCCGCGUCGAUGAGUACCACGUCUUCAGGUAG
Trypanosoma rangeli is the source of this 501-nucleotide messenger RNA. Its product is annotated as 50S ribosomal protein L16. Bases 1 to 501 code for a protein of 166 amino acids. The transcript has a single exon. The record is from RefSeq and is a predicted model, not a curated record. Gene Ontology annotation, molecular function: rRNA binding; structural constituent of ribosome. Gene Ontology annotation, biological process: mitochondrial translation. Gene Ontology annotation, cellular component: mitochondrial large ribosomal subunit; ribosome. Lineage: Eukaryota; Euglenozoa; Kinetoplastea; Trypanosomatida; Trypanosomatidae.